This is a messenger RNA of Glarea lozoyensis ATCC 20868, 1965 nucleotides long. Its product is annotated as WD40 repeat-like protein. The record is from RefSeq and is a predicted model, not a curated record. NCBI's taxonomy places the organism in Eukaryota, Fungi, Ascomycota, Leotiomycetes, Helotiales, Helotiaceae. The transcript is spliced from 3 exons. Gene Ontology annotation, molecular function: protein binding. The coding region runs from base 1 to 1965 and encodes 654 amino acids.
AUGCCCGAUUUCUCAUUAGACGACGAUGACCGAGGGUCGAAUGCCAGCUCUGACAAUGAGCAAGACGAAUUGAUGGACGAUGGAGAAGACCUGGAACCUGAUGUAGAUCAAGAUGGUGAAGCGGAGGGGGACGAUGACGAUAACGAAGAUGACAAUGGAGACGACGACCAGGACGAAGACGACGAUUCUCCUGACCAACCCUUAUCUCAAGUUCGGCGGCCAAGUUUGCCAACCACGAACACGAGUUCUGGCGAUUCUCCCAUUAUAAAUCAGAGCAAUGGUGUAGGACCAACAUCACAUCCUCGACCUACGGUGACGCGGACCUCAGCAUCCCCACGGCAGCCUUCUGUUCAUGCUCAAGCUCCACGUAUGCGAUAUGAGGUUCGACCGGAGGCUCUCACGGCUCCAAUAUAUGAUAUUGUGCCAACUAUGGCGGCUCCUCAAAGUACGUCCAUUAAUGCGAUAACAGCGACGCCAGAUAUGAGAUACUGGUUCACAGGAGGGUCAGACUGCUAUGUACGAAAGUACGACGGUGUUGCGACGAUCAAUGGCAAGACCUUGUUGACUGUGGCUCAGCGACAUCCGUUCGUAGACAGCGUGGUUAAGGCUGGCGUUCUGAUGACAUAUUGGGAUAAUGAAGAGCCUACUGCAAAAGUCCCGGGAGAAGACCCGCCAUUGUCCCCUGUCUACUCGCUAGCGGUUCAAUCCCAAGCACUUUGGAUGCUUUCUGGUCUUGAAUCGGGUUGCAUAAACCUUUAUUCAGUAAGACACGACGAAGGAAAACGUAUUGCGUACAUGCAAAAGCACAAGUCAGCGGUAUCCGUACUAGCUCUCGCACAAGAUGAGAAGUCGGUCUUGUCAGGAAGCUGGGACAAAAAUGUCUUCGAUUGGGACUUAAAUACAGGACAAGUCAAAAGGUCCUUUGAAGGUAGUGAUGGCCAAAUUUCUGCUAUUGAGGUGCGGCCGGCUUCAAGUCUGCCUGUGCCCGAGGAAUCAGGAGAGCCCAUACAAACAAAUGGCACCUUUUCCGGUAGCGACAAACCUCAUACCAACGGCAUGGCAAAUGGGACAGCGAACGGUACCACGGAGGGAGACAAUGCAGAAGACGGUCAUAAUUCACCUAAUGAUUCUCUCUUUGGUGGCGGCAGUGAUGACAACUCUCUGUUUGGAGAAACGGACGGAGUAGGUGCACCAUCUGGUGGUAACUUCGGUGACGAGGAUGAUGAGUUUUCUAGAGCAAUCGGAAUGGAUUUGGGUGACACUCAACCCGUUGAUACCACAGGGGAUAUCGAGAUGGGGGACGCUACUGCGGAUGCGGCGCCAAAAGUUGAGCCAGCGCCUGAACAGCAAGAUGAUUCCAAGAACGAGCCGGAGAAUCAGAUAGUGUUUGAAGACUCAAAACCAGUAAAUCAGGUCGUUGAAACACAGGACGCAGAGGCUACGUCCGAUUCGACGUUCCUCGCAGCUUCUAUCAAUGGUACACUUCGAGUCUGGGAUAGACGACAACAAACACCAGUCGCAAAAAUCCCAAUCAGAACCGGAGUUCCACCAUGGUGUAUGGCGGCAUGCUGGUCGCCAGAUGGAAAUUAUAUAUACGCCGGCCGAAGGAACGGUACGGUUGAGGAGUUUAGUCUGCAUAAAGGACUCAAAAAUGCAGAACGAACAUUCAAGUUUCCUCAGGGUAGUGGCGCAGUGAGUUCGGUAAGGGCGAUGCCGAACGGGAGACACCUGAUUUGUGCUUCGCAUGAUAUUCUCCGCUUGUACGACCUAAAGGAGCAAGCGGCUUUCAAGCACUCAACUGUACCGUUUCUUAUCGUACCUGGCCCUCCGAGGGCAGGCGUCAUCUCUGCGUUACAUAUCGAUCCAACCUGUAGAUAUAUGCUCUCUGCGGCGGGCAACCGUGGAUGGGAAGGAAGCAGCACCGAAGUGUUAAUCGGUUAUGAGAUUGGAAUUCCUUCUGCAUAA